UUGAUAAAGGACGCAGCAGAAAAGUUGCAGUCCCUAAGAAUGAUACAGAGAAAACUCUAACUUUUGCGUCUGUUUUGGACCUAACCGGUUUUGUGUCACCAUAUACAGGAUUUAAAAUACAUCUUUAUUCACUUCAAGGAUCCUGCAAGAUGGUUUGUAAGUGUUGGUGAAGGAUCUCACCCCAAUCAGCAGAGCCGGUGUGAGUGUGUCUCAGAUGAGCCUGUUUAGCAUGGAUCUGGAGGACUUCCCCCCUCCUCCACCUGACCUGUUGGAUGACAAAGACGAAGGUGAGAGGUUUAAUGACAGUGGUGAUGAAGCCCCAGAGGCAGAUCGGCCACCUCCUGAACCUGAGGGAAUCUCCAUGCCUCCACCCUGCUCUUCAGCAGCCAGGGACACACCUAUAAAUGGGACAAGUCAAAACCCGGAGAACUUACCCACCACUGAGGCUGAUCUGCCCCCUCUUCCUCAGGACUGCCCCUCUAAUAAUACCUCUUUGGCUCACACUGCCUUUCUACAGGGUGAUCUGCCCCCUCCUCCAACAGAUGGCCAGAACAGUGACUCCUUUCCACCACUAGAGGGCGCUACAGGAGCUGUUCACAAUGAGCAGGAAGGAAACAAAGUUGUCAGUGUGGAUCCCACCCCUGCUUCCACCUCCAAGCCCAAAGUCAGCCCUUACUCUGUGAUUGACAUCGCCCCUAUCCAACAACAUUUGCUGUCUGAGCAGAGUGCCCUUCCCUCCUCUCCCCCAGCCAAUGAGAGUGAAGGGAACAAUCAGGAUGUACCUAGUAGCCCCGGGUUACCUUCUGGGUAUUCAGUGCCAGUUUCCUGUGGCUAUGCAACACCCUCAAAUGUGCCAGUGAUUCCACCAGCCUACACCACCCCAGUUAUUAUCCGACACUUCUCAAUGGAUGAAGAUGUGACCAUAGUGGGUGCUGGACAUAUGCCAGUAGACAAUGUUUUUAGUGAAGAGUUUCCAGUCAUCAGAGAGGAAGAUGCCCUGACUAAGUGGGUGUCAGACCCGGCUAACACAGCCUGGAUGGAGAGUCCAGAUGAAGUUAUUUAUGAUGAUGUACCAAGAGAGAACUCUGGAUCCACCACAGACCCAGAUGAGAUGAUCUAUGAUAAUGUUGAGUUCGGGGAGGAAGGUGGCAGCAGUUCACUGGAUAAUGGCUGGAGUUCCAGUGAGUUUGAGAGCUAUGAAGAAGCAAGUGACACAGAGAACGGACAUGGAGAGAACAGCCUCCCUGAUGCAUUUGUCAGGGGCCGUGCACCCAGCAAGAAAACACAUCUGUCUGAAGAUCUGGUGCGUUUGAAAGAGCACUAUGAGAGAAAGAUGCGAGAUAUCAUGGCAAACACAAUGGGAACAGUAGAGCUGCAGCAGCUCAAGCACAAGCAUGAACAGAAGAUGCAGCGGCUUGUAAAAGCAGCCAAAGAUGGAACUAAAGAUGGUCUGCAGAAAACCAAAGCGGUGGUGAGAAAGGGACGAUCUUUCAUCCGCACAAAAUCUCUCCGUCAUGAGAAGAAACCCAGCUGCUUUGAUGAAGAGUCAGAUCUUUUUAUUGAGGUGGAGUGUUUUAAUGUUGACCCAGUGCUGGGUCCUGCACCUAAUGGACUCUCUCAGCACCAGGUGAUGAGGAGAUGUAUUCUUGAGAAGAUUCUAGAGAGUGAGAACAACUAUUUAGAAGCUCUGAAGAGAAUUUUAGAGCAAUAUGAGAAACCACUAUCAGAGAUUGAGCCGCAGCUACUGAGCGACCGCAAACGUAAGGUGGUGUUUUAUCGGAUUCGAGAGAUCCUGCAGUGCCACGCUCUGUUCCAGAUGGCGCUGGCCAGCCGUGUUUCUGACUGGGACCAGCUGGAGAUGAUCGGAGACGUGUUUGUAGCAUCUUUUUCCAAGUCCAUGGUGUUGGAUGCAUACAGUGAAUAUGUGAAUAACUUUAGUUUGGCAAUGGGAGUGGUGCGGAAGGCGUGUGCUGCUAAGCCAUGUUUCCUCGACUUCCUUAAGCAUCGCCAGGAGACCAGUAAAGACCGUUUGACCCUCUAUGGACUGAUGAUGAAGCCUAUCCAAAGAUUCCUGCAGUUCAUAUUGCUGCUUCAAGACAUGUUGAAAAACACACCAGUAGGUCAUCCCGACCGUCUCCCUCUUCAGAUGGCUCUCACUGAACUAGAAACGCUUGCUGAAAAACUAAAUGAGAGGAAGAGAGAGGCUGACCAGCGCUGUGAGAUUAGACACAUUGCUAAGGCUAUGAAUGAACAUUACCUCAAUAAGCUCCUGAGCAGCGGCAGCCGUUAUCUGAUUCGUUCUGAUGACAUGUUGGAAACUGUUUAUAACGAUCGUGGGGAGAUCGUUAAGACUAAGGAACGGAGAGUCUUUCUUCUGAAUGACGUGCUCAUGUGUGCCACCCCCAACCGACACCCUUCUCAGGAUGGUGUUAAUUUGGGAGCUGGAAGUGAAGGUGCUCCCUCAGGACAGAGGUUUCUGCUCAAGUGGAGUGUGCCAUUGAGUCUGAUGGAGGUUGUGGAGUUUGGUUCCAGUGAGGAGAUGGGAGACUCAGCCAGAUUUCCCCCCUCACACUCAGGAGAGAAAGUUGUCAUCAACGCUAAACCUAAUAAGCUGUAUAUGGGUCCAGGGCAGCUGUACCAGGACUUGCAGAACCUGAUCCAUGACCUGGGUUUGGUCAACCAGAUCUCUACCAUGAUCAGCAGUCUGAAGGGCAAUUAUCAGAAUGUUAAUGGGACAGUUGCUCAGGAUUGGGUUUCAGGUCUCCAGCGACUCAUCUUAAAGAAAGAGGAGGAGAUUCGUGCUGCCGAUCGCUGUAGGAUACAACUACAGUUACCGGGGAAACAAGACAAGUAUGGUAGACCCACAUUCUUCACUUCAGUCUUCAAUACUUUCAGUCCAUCUAUCAAGCAAGCUUGGACCAGUAAUCUGCAGAUUGCCAAACUGGCUCUACAGGAGGACAACAUUCAGGGCUGGUUUUGUGCUGAAGAUGAUGGUAAUCAAAUGAGGAAACAAAAUCAUCCUCUCUUACUCAAGCAGAUGGCUGUCGUCAUGUCCAAACUACAGGAGUUCAAGGUGGAGUGUGCGGUUCAUAACCCUGAGCCUCAUGUGAACACAGACAGCACUGCAGAUUUACCUGUUAUGGGUCACGGCUGUGUGUGGGUGGCCAGCUGCACCAAUCAAAUGGGUCAGGUUUCCAUUGUGGCAUUGCAGAACUCAAGUCCAAAAGUGACUGAGUGUUUUAACGUGGAAUCACGUAUUCUCUGCAUGACGUAUGUGCCCUUGGAUGAGCCUUUAAAAAACGGGGAGAAAACCCUUGAUGCCUGGAAACCAAAUGACACACCAAGUGUGUGUUUGGGAAUGGAGGAAGGCAGUAUAUCAGUAUAUAAGAGCAGCCAGCGCUCUAAGAAGGUCCGUCUGCAGCACUUCUUCUCCCCUGAUAAGUCCAGCGUCACAUGUCUGACGUAUAAGUGUGGGUGUUUGUAUGCAGGACUUGUCAGCGGUUCUCUGGUUGUCUACUCCAGGGCUGAUGACGGCUCUUGGGUGGAGUCAGGGGCCCAAGUGCUGAAGCUAGGGGUGCUGCCGGUGAAAGCGCUGCUGGUGGUGGGUGAGCACGUCUGGGCCUCAUCAGGAGGGCAGAUCUUCAUCAUCAGCACACAGACACACACUGUGGAGCGUCAGUUAGAGGCCCAUCAGGAGGAGGGGAUGAUCGUGUCACAUAUGGUGGUGGCCGGGGUGGGGAUCUGGAUGGCAUUCAGCUCUGGCUCCACCUUACGACUCUUCCACACAGAGACUCUCGACCACUUACAAGACAUCAACAUCGCCACAGCUGUCAACAAUAUUCUCCCAGGACAGCAGAGAGUUUCUGUGAGCAGUCUGUUAGUGUGCAAUGGUUUGCUGUUGGUGGGCACUAAUCUUGGGGUCACAGUGGCCCUGUCUGUACCCAGACUGCAAGGCAUCCCCAAGGUCACAGGUCGAGGCAUGGUCUCUUUUCAUGCACACCAUGGCCCAGUGAAAUUCCUCACCAUGGCAACAGCAGUGUGUAAUGUCUCCCAAGCAACCAUGGCAACUCUCACCUCCAACACACCCAGCCAGUGCCAGUCUGGCGCCCAGGAGGUGGAAGGCACCCAACCCGAGCAGGACUGCACAGGGCUAGGGGACAGCAGCACGAGCUCCCCCUCACAUGCCCCAGCUCUCCAGGAAUCCCUGUCCUCCUCAUGUGGGUCUCUGUCUCAGGGCUCUUUAGAGCACGGGCCAGAGGACGGAGCAAUAUAUGACCUGCUAAUAGAGCCAGCUAACUUCCAGAAGUUCAAGCAGACUCAGAGAGUAAAUGUGAGCUCAUUGUUAGUGUUGUCUGGAGGGCUGGGGCACCGCAGAAUCAACAGAAAAACUAAACAGUCCAAGCACGAGGAGACAGUGUCUACCAUAAUGGUGUGGCAAAUACCAUUGCUUGGCCUGUGAAGGAGGCAGAACCAGAAAAUGGGCAUUGCAUGUGAGAGAGACAGGAAGAGCAGAUCCUGAGGCUGAUCUUGCUUUAAUGGGUGAAGUGAAAAAGAUAAUGUUCUAGGAAUGAGCUGAACAACCAAGUUCUAAGUACUUAGACAUGCAUAAGAGAAAUACAUUUUACCACUUGGCACAUUUACCGUUACUGAUUUUUGAACACAAAAGCUCAGUCUUCAUUAAAUGUUGCAUUCAUUAAAAUAUGUCAAAACCACUGCAGUGUGAUAAUAUUCAGGUCUAACUGUGGUAAUGUCACAUUUUUAACUGCUACAUGAUUACAUUUCACAAGCAAAAUAGAAUACAUCUACAUAACAUUAUAACUGCAAGAAAUUAAUUUGUCUUAUUUUAAAACUGUUGCAUCUGCUCAGAUAUUAUUUUGUAUAAUUUGUGGCAUCUCAAAUGUUUUGCUUCAAGUAAUUAUAUGGUGCUUGUAAAAGAGGUCAUGAAACCAUUACCUGAAUCAGCAGGUCAUUUGAGGUUGACCUUUUGGAUUGGCCUCUGUAAUCGGCUACAACUUGUGACCGAAUGGCUUGCAUGGGAUUCUCUGGCGGGCCAGAGCUUCUUUCAGGUCCAAAAGUGAAGUUGUUGUCCACUGUUACCAGUUCUAUUAAAAAGAAAUGGCAUUCCUCCAUCAUUCUAAUUUAACGGUGAUGCUUAUCGAUAUUUAAGAUUAUGGAAAAGCUUUAUAUUGACACAUAUGGAAAUGUUUUUCUGACUUUGUAUUUUAACAAAUAUACACAAUUGUUUUAAUCAGCAUUGCUUUGUAUAUCUGUACAAGUCUAAGAGAUGACCAUGUUUUUGUUAAGUUUUUAUUUUUCACCCAAGAACAAAUUAAUGUAAUACUGGAACUGAGUCUGCUCAUACAAAAGGGAGAGACUUGAGAAGAAAAUGGAUUGAAUGUGAGGUUGAAUGGCUUUCUGUGUAAUGCACUUUACCAACAGCAACACUGAUUUUAGAGCUUGAGGGAAAUUGAUAGUCAUGGGCAUUGAUGUAUGGAAGGAAAGAAAAAAUAUAUAUACAAAACUUGUCAGUUUGUACAGUACUUGUCCAAAAAAAAAAAAAAAAAAAAGUAUGAAUAUGAAACAAUGUUGGUCCCUGUGAGAUUUUUUUUCCCCCAGAGAAAUUUGUCUCCAAAUAUUCCUCUUGCAAGGUGUCUGCCUAAAAUGGAAAAUAAAAAGGUAAUAUUUAUCACUUCA
Messenger RNA from Xyrauchen texanus (razorback sucker), 5694 nucleotides. Its product is annotated as rho guanine nucleotide exchange factor 10-like. Gene Ontology annotation, biological process: actin cytoskeleton organization; positive regulation of stress fiber assembly; mitotic spindle assembly. Gene Ontology annotation, molecular function: guanyl-nucleotide exchange factor activity; protein binding. Lineage: Eukaryota; Metazoa; Chordata; Actinopteri; Cypriniformes; Catostomidae. The transcript has 30 exons. Gene Ontology annotation, cellular component: centrosome. The record is from RefSeq and is a predicted model, not a curated record. The coding region runs from base 215 to 4459 and encodes 1414 amino acids.